AUGGUCUCGGCUGAGAGCGUCCUAUCUCCAAUCGAUUUAUUAUCUGAAAUGUGCCUUGAAAAGAAUGCACAUGAUGGAAAAUCCUCUAGAAAGAGCCACCUUCACAUUAUUUUCACGGAAGCAAAUGCGCAGUUCUUCAACGAGACGGAACUUCGCAAAGCCAUCGACAAAUAUGAUGAGAGCAUGUCGAUAAAGCCGGUCCUACAAAAAGAAAAGCGAUGGGAUCUAUGGGGAGGGCUUUACUAUGCAGGCACCAUCUAUACAACCAUAGGUUACGGUGACUUGGCUGCUGAAACAUUCUGGGGUCGCUUGUUCACAAUGGUGUACGCCGUUUUUGGCAUACCGAUGGUGGUUACGAUCCUCAAUGACUGGGGCACAAUCAUGUUCAACGUGGCAAACAAAAUAUGGAAAAAGAAGUUUCCGUCGUUGCUUCAACCGAUUAAGGACUUCUUCAGCACCAAAAAACGUCAGGGAUCGCAGGAGAUCAUCUGCGACUCGCCACUUUCGAAAGAUGUACCACAUUGUGGUGAUCCCGACGAAGAUGACCCCAUACCACUCUACCUGGUUGUUAUAGUUCUCAUGUUCUGGAUGGGUAUAUGCUGUGUGGUUUUCGCAUACCUCGAGCAAUGGUCCUUAUUUGACACCGUGUAUUUCUUCUUUAUUUCACUCACAACCAUUGGAUUCGGAGACGUCGUUUCGAGUCAUCGUGUAGCUGUGGCGAAUUUUCUGCUAAUCCUUGUUGGAUUGUCAGUGGUAUCCAUGGCAAUUAACGUCGUGCAAAUGCAGCUGGAACUUCUGUUUGGAAAAGUCGUUCAGUCAAUCGAUGACGAUUUCAAAAUGAAUCUCCUCAGCAGUGCAGGUGAUGAGAAGAAAGGGUCAGACCAAGUGGCAAAGGGCGAUGUCGAACGCGCUCUAACCGAUAUGGAGGUGAAGAAAGGUGAAAUGCUCGAAAGUGAUUUUUAUCCGUUUUGUUUGAGGAAAAUGAUAGAGGAGAAAUUCGAGGAACGUGCUAAAAUGCGCAACAAAUGGACCCAGACGAUACAUAAGAUGAAGGUAGCUUCCGUUCAAACUGGUAACGUUCCCAUGCACCCGCCAAUCCCUGAAGAACCAGGCGAAGACACAAAUAACCCCUCAAAGUCUCGUAUUACAAACAAACGACUGUAUAUUUACAAUACUGGCGAGUAA
Messenger RNA from Haemonchus placei, 1185 nucleotides. NCBI's taxonomy places the organism in Eukaryota, Metazoa, Nematoda, Chromadorea, Rhabditida, Trichostrongylidae. The record is from the annotation of a GenBank genome assembly.